Messenger RNA from Oryza sativa Japonica Group (Japanese rice), 1332 nucleotides. Its product is annotated as TLC domain-containing protein At5g14285. NCBI's taxonomy places the organism in Eukaryota, Viridiplantae, Streptophyta, Magnoliopsida, Poales, Poaceae. Gene Ontology annotation, cellular component: membrane. The record is from RefSeq and is a predicted model, not a curated record.
UUUCGUUCCCCACCAUCCACGCGGCCGUCCAUCCCUUCACACUGCUCCACAGCCAUCCAUCCCUCCGCCGCCGCCGCCGCCGCCGCCGCCGCCGCCGCCGAAACCCUACCGGCGUCGAUCGAAUCCCCUCGCCUCCGCCUCGCGCGCACGCGGGGGGUUGGGCCCGAAUCGGAGGCAGACCGGCCAGGAGCGGCGGGAUCCCUCGCUCCGUCGGCGCGAAUCUUGGUCCGGCCAUGGCGGUGGUGGGGGUGCUGGAUUCUUUGGCCGCCGAGGAGCGGUGGCUGUACCCGGGGUUCCUGGCCAUGUACGCCGCCAUCUACUGCGUCGGCCAACUCGCCCUGCUCCGGCGGUGGGCGUGGCCGCUCCGCCUCGACGGCGCCAGCUGCCUCAUCUCCCUCGCGCACGGCACGCCCGCCGCGCUCGCCGCGGCGGGCGCCAUCCUCGCGCUGCCGCCGGAGGCGAGGGGGUUCGCCGCGCCCAACACCCGCCUCCAGGACCACGUCCUCGACUACAGCGUCGCCUACUUCACCAUGGACCUGCUCCACUACCUCGCCUUCCUCCCCGGGGACACCCUCUUCAUCGCCCACCACGUCGCCACGCUCUUCGUGUUCGUCACCUGCCGCUACCUCGUCCGCCACGGCGCCUACGCGCUCCUCGUCCUCCUCGUCCUCGCCGAGGUCACCAGCCUCCUCCAGAACGUCUGGACGCUCGCCGGGAUCUGGCGCGCCGAGAAGCCCGCCGCGGCGAGGGUGUACAGGGCGCUGUCGCCGCCCUUCUACUUCAUCUACACCGUCGUCAGGGGCGUCGCCGGCCCGCUCUUCUUCCUCAAGAUGAGCCUCUUCUACCUGUCCGGCCAGGCCGUCGACGUCAUCCCGUGGUGGGUGCGCAUUUCUUGGAUCGUCGUCGUCGGCACCGCCAUCACGGUCAGCAACCUGUGGAUUUGGAACCUCUGGAAGGAGCUCUUCAGAGAACGGAAGCAGAGCAUGACGAAGAAAAGCACAUGACGAUGAUGGAUAUUUUGGAUGGCAUUUGUGGAGAAUUCUCUAUAUGACAUAAUUCUUUCAUUCAGGUCAGAAAUCUCAAGUCUAAUUAAUUAGUACUUAGUAGGGAAUAGUCCAAUGGGCAUUCUGUCGCAUGCAUUGGGAUUUUACUUGUUGAUCAUUCAGCUAAGAACACUAAUCACUCCUUGAUGGCGAGUUCUUUGGAGUGAUGGUUCCCUUUAGCAUUUAGAUAAAAAAAAAAUACUGUACUGCUACAUAUACCUCACUUGAUGAUUACCAAUAGAUGGUUCUUUGGAGUGAUGGUUCCCUUCAGUAUUAAUGUUGUCUGCCA